AUGUCAAAAUCUUCACUUUACAGCAAAAUUCGCUCCAUUCUUGGACGCAAACCCCGACCUUUGGGCCCUGCUCACCCAAACUCAUACCCGCUCUACAUCACCCAUGAUCUUGUGAGCGCUGCGAUGAACACUAUCGUCGACAAAAGAAUAUCAUGGCCCAGAGACCCGGAGUAUCGAGUUGAGGUGGUCAUGAUCAACAUACCCUUUCAGUACUGCCCAUCGCACAUCGCAAACGCUAUGCCGCCAGAUUGCAGCGGCAGGCAUCCAUACGCUGUUGCCAUCGCAGAGGCGAGAUUCCAAAGAACGCCCGAGAAUCCCGGCGGUGAACUUUCCGAGAUUGCGAUGGUAGAAUGGAAAGAGAUGGCUGUGACCUUCAGUCUGGCACAGAGAGAGUUUGUCACCGUCGUUCCUCUGAAUAAUGUCAUACAUAAAAACCAGGGAACAAAGUAA
Messenger RNA from Fusarium pseudograminearum CS3096, 450 nucleotides. RefSeq lists its product as uncharacterized. Bases 1 to 450 code for a protein of 149 amino acids. The record is from RefSeq and is a predicted model, not a curated record. The transcript has a single exon. Lineage: Eukaryota; Fungi; Ascomycota; Sordariomycetes; Hypocreales; Nectriaceae.